GUUCGCUCAGUACGAUUCGGGAGAGCCGGAAAGUGUACUGGCAGUGGUUGGUGGUGGUAGGGAUCGGCUCGAAGAUCCUGUUAAGAAGUUUAUUUUGUAAAAAAACGAAACAGUGUAAUCGUUGGUAGUUGAACUUGUGUCAUUUUUGCAGAAUGUCGCGUAAAAUGAUUUGGUGCAUUGUUGCCUGCACCGUAAUUGCUAUCGUUCAGUGGGGCCAAGCGACCUGUAGCCCGCUAAUUCCCACGGAGGAACUAUCGUCGACGACAGCGACUCUUCGUGCCCGACCAGAGGAGUAUCGGCUGACAGAUGAUAUCGUGCCAUCGCAUUACGAUAUCGAAAUCAAACCCUACUUCGAACCGGAACCGAACCGAUCGGCCUUCUCGUUCGAUGGUAGCACCACGAUAACGGUCACCGCGGCCGCGGAGAAAAUUGAUCAGAUCAAACUACACACGUCGAACCUCGAUCUACUGUCCGUCAGUGUGCUGCGGAAGAGUAAUAGCGCUCCGGUUCCGCUGAUCAAUCGAACAUACGAUGAGGAAACGGAGGUACUGACACUCAUCCUUAGCACGGAGCUGUUGCGGAACGUGGAGUAUCUGCUCGUCUUUUCCUACGUCGGCCAAAUGGAGGAAGAUAUGCGUGGGUUCUACCGGAGCUACUAUACGGAGAACGGGGUAAAGGUGUGGCUGGGAACUACACAGUUCGAACAGAUGGAGGCUCGCAAAGCGUUCCCGUGUUUCGAUGAGCCCAAGUUCAAGUCUCAGUUUGAUCUGAAGAUCGUCUACCAACACCCAAAAUACACGCCCUACGCAAAUACACCGUUGGUGAGAAACGAUUCCCUAGGUAAUGGACGAUAUCGGGCAACUUUUGCUACCACCCCGGUCAUGUCCACGUAUCUGCUGGCUUUCAUCGUCGCACCGUACGUAAAGACCGGGGUCGAGCCGGUCCCAAUUCUUGCGCGACCUGAGGCGACCAAUCAAACCGAGUACGCUUCAAGUGAAGGUCGGAAGCUGUUACAGCACUUAGGCACCUGGAUUGAUUAUCCGUUCGACAAAGUACCGGAAAUCAAGAGUAUGGCCAUGGCGGCCAUUCCGGAUUUUGCGGCGGGUGCGAUGGAAAACUGGGGCCUGAUUACGUACCGUGAGUCAGCGUUGUUGUACGUCCCGGACGAGGCCACUAGUCUGCAGCAGCAGCGCGUUGCUACCAUCAUCUCACACGAGCUCGCUCAUCAGUGGUUCGGCAAUCUGGUCACGUGUGAGUGGUGGAACGUAACCUGGCUCAACGAAGGAUUUGCUACCUACCUGGAGUACUUUGGAACCGAUUCGGCCGAACCAAGCUGGGAGCUAGGCCAGCAGUUUAUCGUCGAUAAGCUGCAGAGCGCAAUGCAGGCGGAUGGUUGGCCAGAAACGCACCCUAUGACACAUCCCGUCUAUACGAAGACCCAAGCAGCCGCCAUAUUUGAUGCGAUCUCGUACAACAAGGGAGGAGUGGUGCUAAGAAUGAUGGAGCACUACCUGACGAGCGUCGUGUUCCAGACGGCAUUGAGGGAGUAUGUCAAGGAGCGAGCCUUUAAAACGUCCCAACCGGAGGAUCUUUUCAGAGCAUUCGAUCGGCACAAUGCCAAUGCUAGCGAGUACAUAAAACCAUGGACCACACAGCCCGGCUAUCCGCUGGUUACUGUCACUAGUGAUCCGGAAGGGUUUAACCUCACCCAGCGUCGCUUCCUGUACAAUGGCACGACCGAUAGCAACGAAGUCAUAACGUGGCCACUGCCCAUCACCUACGCCACCACCGAGCUAGAGUUCGCCCACACAAAGCCAACGAUCGUCACUAGUUCAAGCUUUCAAAUUAAGCUAGCUAAUGCCAGCGAGCUGCCGUACUUCGUGCUCAACAACCAGCAGGCCUUCUACUAUCGGGUAAACUAUGACGAAGAACUCUGGACAAAGAUUGGUAAUGCUUUGCGUAGCGAUAAGUUCGGUGGUAUUCACGUGCUAAAUCGUGCGCAAAUUGUGGACGAUCUGUUCAAUCUUGCCCGCGCUGACAUCGUGAGCUAUGAGCGGGCACUCGAUCUGUUGGACUACCUUCGAAAGGAAACGGAGUUCCUGCCCUGGUUGGCCGCAGCCAAUGGUCUGUCGACGCUAUCCCUGAAGAUCCAUGAAGAAGAUGAAGCUCUAUUCACGAAUUAUGUGUUGGAUCUGUUCGCUGAAGCCUACGAACUGGUUAAAUUCCAAGUGCCCACCAACUCCGAACGUCGAGUACAUACUUAUCUGCGCCGCCUGGUACUAGACUGGACUUGCCGAUACGGGCACGAAGCCUGUAGUAAGGAGGCGUUGAGAGAGUUUGAGAAUCUGCGCCUUAAUCCCCAAACUAGCAAAGUACAUCCCGAUAUUCGUCAGACGGUGUACUGCGAGGGUGUGCGGCGUGGUACGAGCGAACAAUAUAACUUCUUACAGACCCGCUACCUUAGCACCAAUGUAGCCACCGAGCAACAGCUGGCACUACAGGGGCUGAGUUGUGCGACGCGAGAGACACUGAUCCAUCAAUUCAUGAACCUUACUAGCUCGGAAGAUGUACGGCAACAGGACAAGAGUACUGCACUAUCACUGCUUUUGGCUAAUCCAAGCUCACUACCAGCUGUGGUAUCUUAUCUGACGGAAAACCAUGGCCAUUGGGCGGAUGCACACGGUUCAUAUCGGUAUGUUGGACAAGCAUUCCAAGGAAUACUGGUCCGAACGAAGAGCGUUUCCCUGAAGGAUACCAUCCAAACGUUCGCUCAAACCAACGAGCAUGUGCUGGGGCCAGAGGCGUACAGCAUGAUCAUCAAUGGAUUGGAGGAAUACGAGCUCAAUGAACAGUUUAUUCUUAAUCACCGUGACGGUAUCCGUGCGUUCUUGAAGCGGAAAGAUCGUAGCGCCGCAACGGUCACUACUGCCAGCACCAUCGGAAUGGUGUCCUGCUUGACACUGUUGAUCAUCGGUAGAUUGGCAGAUCAUUUGGGGCCCCGUAAGAGCAGUAGCGUCAGGAUGAGAUUAGUGGACAGGUUAGUACUGGUGGCCAUCGUUGCCUGUGGUUGUAUUGUUGUCUCGCAGUCGAGCCCACUGGAUCCGGACCGGUAUCUGCUGGUCGAGGCUGAACCACGGGCUGCGCUCGAGGACUAUCGGUUGAACGAAGAAGUGUGGCCAUCGCACUAUGACAUUGAGAUCACACCAUACUUUGUGGCUGAAGGCACCAAAACAGCGUUCACAUUCGAUGGCAGAGCAUCGAUAACGGUCAAAACGACACUCACCGGCAUCAGUACAAUAAAGCUGCACAUGGCGCGAAUGGAGAUCACCUCAUGGAGCAUCACCCGCGUACAGGGUGGGGCGGAUGUCCCACGCAAUCCCGAGGCUUACGAUCCUGAAACGGAAAUCCUAACCCUUUCGAUGCCCACACCGCUCACUCCGAACGAAGAGUAUCAGCUGAACUUCGUGUACAUCGGCAAUAUGGAUGAGGAUAUGCAUGGAUUUUAUCGUAGCUACUAUCUCGUGAACGGAGAGAAAGUUUGGAUGGGUUCUACACAGUUCCAACAAACACAUUCUCGGCGAGCAUUCCCAAGCUUUGAUGAACCACGCUACAAGGCAACAUGGUCGAUAAAGAUCAUCCACACCCCGCAAUACAACGUGUUCUCCAACACGCCAAUUAUUAGCGCGAUAUCGAAUGGUGCAGGACGAACUAUCACCACUUUUGCCAAAACACCGGUCAUGUCGAGCUAUUUGGUAGCUUUCAUCGUGGCACCGUACGAGACAACAUCCCGCGACGAGAUGGGUAUUCUCGCCCGUCCUCAAGCCCAAAACCAGACCGCCUACAGUCUAGACGUUGGAUUGCAGCUGCUCCGUGCGUUGGGUGAUUUCGUCUCCUAUCCAUACACGAGUGUUCCCGAAAUGUCGCGCAUGUAUAUGGCCGCCAUACCGGACUUUUCGGCCGGUGCCAUGGAAAACUGGGGUCUGCUAACGUACCGUGAGACAAACAUCCUCUACCGGUCAGACGAUUCGACCAGCAUGCAGCAGCAGCGCAUUGCCGCCGUCAUCUCGCACGAGAUCGCUCACCAGUGGUUCGGUGAUCUGCUCACGUGCGAAUGGUGGGAUGUAACAUGGCUCAAUGAAGGCUUUGCCCGGUACUUCCAGUACUUCGGAACGCAGCUGGUCGAAAAGAACUGGGAUCUGGAGCAUCAGUUUGUGGUAGAGCAGUUGCAAGGAGUGAUGCAGAUGGACAGUCUAAGGAAUACGCGCCCCAUGACACACCCAGUGUACACACAGGCUCAGGCUAGCGGUGUCUUCGAUAACAUCUCUUACAACAAGGGUGCCGUAAUGUUGCGCCUUCUCGAACACCUGCUUACCCCCGAACGCUUCCGAACGGCAUUGCGAGAGUACGUACGGGAUAACGCUUACCGUACGGUUCGUCCGGACAACUUCUUCGCUGUGCUGAAUCGCUUUGAGGCGACGGUCAAGAUGCACCUAGAACCAUGGACGGUACAGGGAGGAUACCCGCUAGUCACCGUCACGAGCACCGAUAAAGGAUUCACGCUUACGCAACGGCGUUUCCUGGUGGACGAACUGACUCAUAACGAUGAUACUCUGUGGUCUCUGCCCAUUACUUACGCCACUAAGGAAGCGGACUUCGCCAACACGCAGCCUACGUUCCACGAGGGUGCCACGAUAACGCUAGAAGUGGCAGGUGCCGCCGAUGCGCCAUACUUUAUCCUCAACAAUCAGCAGAUUGGCUACUAUCGAGUCAACUAUGAUGCUGGACUUUGGGGAAAGAUUAGCAAGGCUCUGCAUAGCGAACGCUUCGGUGGUAUCCACGUGCUGAACCGAGCGCAACUGGUCGACGAUCUGUUUAAUCUGGCCCGUGGUGAUGUCGUCCCGUACGGAACGGCACUCGACAUUCUCGAGUAUCUGAAGGAAGAGACCGAAUAUGCUCCCUGGUUGGCAGCGGUCAAUGGACUUACGACGUUGGCCCGUCGUGUACACGAGGAAGAUGAGCAGCUGUUCAAGCACCACAUCUUGGAUAUUUUCAGCAAAGUGUACGGUGUGGUGAAGUUCCAGCCAACGGCCACCAAUGAACGCCGCGUCCACACCUAUCUGCGACAGAACGUGCUGCAGUGGGCAUGCAACUAUGGACACGAGGAGUGCAGUGAAGCAGCUGUUAAGGAAUUUGAAAGAUUUUUCCAGAAUCCUACCAUCAAAGUAAACCCCGAUUUGCGCCAGGUCGUGUACUGCGAGGGGAUCCGCAAGGGCACUAGAGAACAUUUUGAGUUCCUGUGGAACCAAUAUCUUACUAGCAAUAUGGCCACGGAGCAGAUUCUGAUCCUGCAAGGUCUGGGUUGUGCAUCAUCCAAGGAGUUGGUCAAUAUAAUGUUGGAUGCCAUUACGACCGAGAACGUCCGGCCGCAGGACAAAAGCAAUGCGUACACGUACGUCAUUAACAAUGCAUACACUCUGCCCCACGUGUCAGCGUAUCUGCAGCAGAAUCACGCCAUUUGGGCCGCAGCGCACGGCAGCUACUUGAAUGUAGCAUCGGCAUUCAAUAAUUUGCUUGCCCGUUUGAAGAACGACGCUGAGAAGGACAAGAUCAGCGCGUUCAUCGAGACCAACAAGGCUGUGCUUGGUACGGCAGCAUACGAUUCGAUUAAGCGCGGAUUGGGUGAUUACGAAACCAACAAGCAGUUCACCACGAAGAACCGUGACGAAAUUCGGGACUUCCUGAAGAAGAAGGCUGACGGUGGUGCCGCAACCGUGCUCACAAACGUUUCGUUGAUCGUCGGAUUGGUGGUGCUUGCUCUUUCGCGCCAGUAACGCAAAACGAACUGUGCAUAGUAGAGAUUAUGGCAGCAUAUCCAAAAUAAACUGUUUAUAAAAAUAUUUGAUCGUUUCUCGAAU
Messenger RNA from Anopheles darlingi, 5915 nucleotides. RefSeq lists its product as uncharacterized. Gene Ontology annotation, cellular component: cytoplasm. NCBI's taxonomy places the organism in Eukaryota, Metazoa, Arthropoda, Insecta, Diptera, Culicidae. Gene Ontology annotation, biological process: proteolysis; peptide catabolic process. Gene Ontology annotation, molecular function: metalloaminopeptidase activity; zinc ion binding; peptide binding. The coding region runs from base 153 to 5831 and encodes 1892 amino acids. The transcript is spliced from 14 exons. The record is from RefSeq and is a predicted model, not a curated record.